AAGAGAGUGGACUUUUCUGCUGGUGAGCCCCCCACGGAAGGGUCCAGAAAUGGGCUCCAAAGGAGUAGAGAGGCGAAGGCAGGCUACCCCUGCCCAAACUCCGGAGGGGAACGUGGUGAUGAGUUUUAGUUUUGAAAGCUACCAGCUGGAGGAAGAGGACUGCCAAGGCAAAGACAUCUCAGAGAAAGGUGUACUGGCCCUGUCAGAGCCUGCCUUCGAGGAGCCCGUUCCAGACGACCGAUAUCAUGGGAUCUACUUUGCUAUGCUCCUGGCUGGAGUUGGCUUCCUGCUCCCUUACAAUAGCUUCAUCACUGAUGUGGACUACCUGCACCAGAAAUUCCAGGGAACAUCAAUAGUUUUUGAUAUGAAUCUCACAUACAUUCUGGUGGCCCUGGUUGCUGUAAUACUGAACAAUGUCUUAGUGGAGAUGCUGAGCCUACACACCAGGAUCACUGUGGGUUACCUCUUCGCUCUCGGUCCGCUGCUCUUUGUCAGUAUCUUUGAUGUAUGGCUGGAGGAAUUCACCAGCAAACAGGCCUAUAUCAUUAAUCUGGUCUCUGUGGGUGUCGUGGCAUUUGGAUGUACAGUGCAGCAGUCCAGUUUCUAUGGCUACAUGGGGAUGCUUCCCAGAAGAUACACACAGGGAGUAAUGACAGGAGAGAGCACAGCAGGGGUGAUCAUCUCGCUUAGUCGCAUCUUCACUAAACUGCUGAUUAAGAACGAGAGGAAGAACACCAUCAUCUUCUUCCUCAUUUCCAUCGCCAUAGAGCUGAUGUGCUUCGUGCUGCACAUGCUGGUGCGCGGAAGUCGCUUCGUUAAAUACUACACCAGUCUCGCUCGCCAGGGCCUGACUGACGCCAAAGGUCACACUCACCAUGGCAACCACUACCAAGUCCACCAUGACGUCAUCACAGAGGAAGUAAGAUUUGGCAAUGGUGUGGUGGGUGUGUCCCCUGCUGAAGACGGCACGACUGAGGCUGAAUAUGCAGGCAGUAACACGUACGUUAGAUUUGAUGUCCCCAAACCAAAAGUAAAGAGGAACUGGCCCGGAAUUAGAGAUAUGAUCCUGCACCGGUACGUGGUUUCUCGUGUGAUCUGGGCCCACAUGUUGUCCAUUAAGGUCACCUACUUCAUCACCCUGUGCCUGUUCCCGGGCCUGGUCUCUGAGAUUCGGAACGACACACUAGGAGAAUGGCUUCCAAUUCUCAUCAUGACUAUCUUCAAUAUGUCAGACUUUGUGGGCAAAAUCUUGGCUGCUCUGCCGUAUGACUGGAACGGGUUGUAUCUUCUCUUCUUUUCGUGUGUGCGGGUGGUCUUCAUCCCCCUCUUCGUCAUGUGUGUGUACCCCGCCCAGGAGCCCAUCCUCGGUCACCCUGCCUGGCCCUGCGUCUUCUCUCUUCUCCUGGGCAUCAGUAAUGGCUACUUUGGCAGCGUGCCUAUGAUUCAGGCCGCGGGCAAAGUGGCUCCAGAGCAGAGGGAACUAGCAGGAAACACUAUGACGGUGUCUUACAUGGCUGGACUCAUGCUAGGUUCUGUUGUUGCUAAGGCUGCCUUCACUUUCACUGCCCAAGGCCCCAGCCUCAACCCAGGGGCAGCCAACAACUUCACCCUGGGGUAUUAA
Molecule: messenger RNA, 1621 nt
Organism: Chanos chanos (milkfish)
Lineage: Eukaryota; Metazoa; Chordata; Actinopteri; Gonorynchiformes; Chanidae
Gene: slc29a4a
Product: solute carrier family 29 member 4a
Exons: 10
Coding region: 50-1621 (523 amino acids)
Biological process (GO): nucleoside transmembrane transport
Cellular component (GO): plasma membrane
Molecular function (GO): monoamine transmembrane transporter activity; nucleoside transmembrane transporter activity
Source: RefSeq, a predicted model, not a curated record